Messenger RNA from Leucoraja erinaceus (little skate), 10007 nucleotides. It is a transcript of the gene ranbp2, whose product is annotated as RAN binding protein 2. Gene Ontology annotation, cellular component: cytoplasm; nuclear pore. Gene Ontology annotation, molecular function: GTPase activator activity; protein binding; peptidyl-prolyl cis-trans isomerase activity. The coding region runs from base 221 to 9226 and encodes 3001 amino acids. The record is from RefSeq and is a predicted model, not a curated record. NCBI's taxonomy places the organism in Eukaryota, Metazoa, Chordata, Chondrichthyes, Rajiformes, Rajidae. The transcript has 32 exons. Gene Ontology annotation, biological process: protein peptidyl-prolyl isomerization; protein folding; NLS-bearing protein import into nucleus.
GAGGGGGCGUCUGUGCGCACGCGCGGAGGGGCGGCGGACGAGUCGUUGGGUCUCGCGCUGAUCGGCCGAACGGGCGCUCGCGACCAAAGAUCUUUGCUCGCGACUGUGCGCGCUGCGCUGCGAGGGCGGAGAGCGGAGAACGGAGAGCGGCGGCGGCCGAGGCCGACCGACCGACCGACUGGUGGAUUGAGCACACGGCGCCCGAAGCUGCCCCGCAAACAUGAUACGCAGCAAGGAUGAGGUGGAGAAGUACAUCGCCUCAGUGCAGGGCGCCAAGCCGCUCUCGCCCCGCGAGAAAUCACUCAAAGGAUUUUUGUUUGCAAAACUCUACUACGAAGCCAAAGAAUAUGAACUUGCAAAGAGGCAGGUAUCGGCAUACAUAAAAGAACAAGAAAGGGAUCCAAAAGCACACAAACUUCUUGGCCAGAUUUAUGAAUCUGAAGGUGACAUUGAAAAAGCCAUUGGUUGUUAUAAGCGAGUUGUUGAACUGAACCCAAUGCAGAAGGAUAUUAUCCUGAAAGUGGCUGAUUUGCUGUGCAAUAAUGGAAACCUUAUUGAUGGAAGAGCUGACUACUGGUUGGAGAGGGCAGCCAAGCAUUUUCCUGGUAAUCGGAUAAUUUAUAAACUGAAGGAAAAGUUACUGAGCUCAAAGGGACAAUUGGACCAUUCACAACUGUUUGAACUUAUUCAGUCUGAACUACAUUCCAGACCAGAUGAUCCACAUGCUAAUAUACGCUUGGUAGAAUUCUACUGUUCUUUUGGGAAACUUGAAGAAGCAGUAAAUUUCUGCUUGAAUACGGAGAAAAGAAGAGCUCUCUCCAGAAGUUUGGAAUGGAACACUUGUCUGGUACAAACAUUGAAGGGAUAUCUUAGUUCAUCAAAUGUCUCAGGAGUUGAUAAAAAUAGAUGGCGACCAAUACUGAGGGAGUUGCUCCUAGCUUCCUCUAAUGUAAUGUUUUUGACAUUAUCAAACAGCGAUGUACAAGAUUCUAUAGAUGCUCUAAUAAGUUUUGAUUAUACAAUGCACAUUACAAAAUCGUAUAUUACCACAACAAUGGAUGACCUUUCUGCUGCGUUCACGGAAUUAAGAGGACAUCUCUAUUUGCAUGCUGGAACACUACUUCUAAAGAUGGCUCAACAGAAUGAGAUCCAGUGGAAAGCAAUUGUAGAUCUUGCUGCACUGUGCUAUCUGAUUGCCUAUCAGGUUCCAAGACCCAAGAUAAAAUCUAUGAAAGCACAAGAGAUAAGCAAGGAUUUGCUGAACUGGUUAGCGUCAGACAGGCAAAGUCAAUCGGGUCACAUGUUAAUUAACUUAAUGAAGGGAAAGCCUAACUUUCACAAAGAAGUGGUGGAAACCUUUGCAAACAAAAGUGGCCAAACUGCAUUGAUUGAAACAUUGUUCGGAAGGCUGCUGAAUUCUGAAAGGUCUUUUCUAGCCAAUGAUGACACACGAGAUGUUGCAGGAAAACAACCAGAUGCAAAUGAUCUUCCAAUAUGGGAUGAUGGUUGCGUUAAGUUCCAUGGUGGAAAUUUUCAGCACCUUGUCUGGCUUGGUUUGCAGCAGUUUUCAACACCACAGUUGCCUGUGGUCCGGAAUUGGCUAAAGCAGUUAUUUCCUAGAUUGCCCCAGGAAACAUCACGGCUUGACACAAAUGCUCCUGAGACUAUUUGCAUUUUGGAUCUUGAGGUUUUUCUUCUUGGAGUGAUAUAUUCAAGUCACACACAGUUACAAGAUAAAUCGGCUCAUCACUACAAUUUACACCAACCACAGUACCUGCCAUUAUCAAUUAGUAAACUACUCUAUACAGAGCGACAACGGGCCUGGUGGGAUGCUGUUUACAGCCUUAUCUACAAAAAAGCACAACCAGGUACAUCAGUUAAACUAAGACUCUUAAUCCAACGUGAGCUUGGUACCCUGAGAGCAUUAGAAAAACAUGGUCUUCAACCUGCCCUAAUUAUACACUGGGCACAAAGCUUGGUCAACACCGGAAAUCGAUUAAAUUCAUAUUAUGACCAGAAGGAAUACAUUGGACGGAGUGUAUUCUAUUGGAAGAAAGUUCAGCCAUUACUACAGAGCAUCAGAAAGAAAAGGAGCAUUCAUGAACCUAUUGAUCCAUUGUUUAUGCAUUUCCAUAGUAAGGAAAUUAAGGUUGAUGAUAUUAACAAUUAUGAAAGGCAAGCAGAAAUUGCAUUUGCCUUGCUUCAUGUAGUUGAUGGAAAAACUGAUGAGGCGAUUGCUGCUUUUGAAUCCAUCAAUAACAUCACUGCACAUUGGCAUCUUGCUAUGAUAUUUCACAGAAGAUCUGAAGAGUAUGAAAAUGGUGAUGGGAUGACGCCAGAUGAACAAGAAGAAUGUAAAAAUUGUUUAAUUAACAGCAAAGAAUAUCUGAAAAAAGUCCUGAACGAAACUGAAAUUAACAUAGCGGCUAUUGACAAUUUGCCUGUACCAGUAGAUGCAGUAAAAGAAAUGCUGGAAUUGGUAAAUCAGCAUCUUCAUGAAUACAACGAUUACGAGCUUGAUCAUGGAGAAGAAAUAAAUGAAUUAUCCGAGACAGCUGAAAAUGGCACUUCUCCGGAGAUGAUACCAGUAAACCAUUCUACCGUAUCUCCAAUAAAACUUAGUCCGUCGCCAAGCAAAAGUUACAAGUGGUCUCCAAAGACUCCACCUCGCUGGGCUGAAGAUCAAAAACAUUUGCUGCAGAUGCUUUGCCAACAAGUGGAACAACUGAAGGGUGAAGUGCGUGAGCUUAAAGUGAACAGUUCAAAUACAACAGAAUCCCCACGCUCCCAAUGGCACACAGAUAAUUAUGAUUCGUGUGCUGAAAAUUAUCAAGGAGUACAAAGUUUUCAGGGUGCACCCUUAACAGUUGCUACCUCAGGAUCAACGGUUUUCUACAAUCAAUCUCCUGCAUACAAUUCCCAAUAUCUUCUUAGAGCUGCUACCAACGUGGCUCCAACUAAGCCUGCAUAUGGAAUUGGUCGGAUUCCCCCACAGCAGUCUAUGUAUGGAUACCAACAGCAAGCUCAUACACCCCCUAUUCAAACCAAUUCGGCAUGUAUUUAUUCACAGGACGUGUAUGGGCCACAGCUGCGUUUUGAAUCUCCUGCAACUGGGCUGCCUUCACCAUUUGGUGAAGACUUCUACAAUCACGGCGUUCCACAAACAAAUACAAAUCCACCUUUGCCAGAGCCUGGUUACUUCACCAAACCACCUGCAGAAGUGCGCCUAAUGAAACCUACAGAAACUAAAGGAAGGUUUGGAACACCUAAUCAACAGAUGCAAAAUGAAGCUACAAAGAAUUCAUUGGUUUCUGCACCAUUGCACUCAACACCCACAACAACAUUUAAAUUUAACUCAAAUUUCAAGAAUAAUGAGGGAGAUUUUACAUUUUCCUCACCACAUACGAAAACCCAGACACCCCCAUCGUCUGCCAGUGAUAGUCUCCGAGGAAUUUUAACUGCGGGUAGAGGUGUAAAAAAUGAUUUGCAUCUAGGUCAAAUGUCUGCACAGGGAAUGCACAGUCAAGAGAGCUCCUUUUCCCAUGGAGAGCAGGGCUCUUUUAAUAGCUAUCUAGCACAAAAGCAAAACAAAAAUACAUUCAACAAUGUAUUGAGUAACCAGGUAUUUUCUUUCAAGAAUACUGGUAAGGUGGCAACUUCUGGCAAUAAUGCAGAAGACAAAGAUGGUCGAAAUGAACAAAACAGUGUACUAGAUGAAGAAGAUGGACCACAUUUUGAUCCAGUUAUACCUCUUCCUGAUAAAGUAGAUGUUAAAACUGGAGAAGAAGAUGAGGAACCACUGUUUUCCAACAGAGCAAAACUCUUCCGUUUUGACACAGAAACCAAAGAAUGGAAGGAACGAGGCAUUGGGUACAUAAAACUGCUACAACAUAGGACAUCUGGCAAAAUCCGGCUCCUAAUGAGACGAGAUCAGGUUCUUAAGAUCUGUGCAAAUCAUUACAUAACAGCCGAUAUGAAGUUAAAACCUAAUGCAGGUUCUGAUAAGUCAUGGGUCUGGUAUGCAUUAGAUUAUUCUGAUGAAAAGCCAGUACCGGAGCAACUUGCUGUUCGUUUUAAAACAACUGAUGAGGCUGCAUUGUUUAAAACCAAAUUUGAAGAAGCACAAAACUUGGUUAAAGGUCAGAAAUUAAAAUCAAGCAGUCUGUUGGGUCAAGAACAGAAAAUAGGAAUCAAAAUAAAGUCUGAUGAGGUUAACUUGGGUACUGUUAAGUCUACUGAAGAUUCUGGAUUUGGUGCUACUAAUCGAAAACAAAGCUUGCCCUUUACUUCACAAACCUUGCUGCAAAAUGGAAAUACAGUUGAAGGAACUGAGAAGAUUACAGCUUUUUCCAAACCAAUAGGUUUUGGUGACAAAUUUCCUAAUAAUGACACAAAAUCUGCAUGUUUUCAGACGCCCAAAGCUAAUGGCAAAGUUCCUAUUACUACUUCAUCUGGCCCGUCAGCCUUCAGUGAGAGAACACCCACGUUAACACAAGGCACAUUAGAAGGAUUAAUUGCCAAAAAACAGUGGUAUUGUCAAAGUUGUUAUGCGAGUAAUGAAAUGGAAGUGACAAAAUGUGUAUGCUGUCAGGAACUCAAACCUGGCAGCAAAAUCCCAGUUGUUCCUUCAGCUGUCCAGCCAGUUUACAGUGAAAGGCCAUGCACAUCCACACAGGAAGCAUUUGAUGGAUUCUUUUCCAAAAAGGACGGACAGUGGGAUUGUGCCACUUGUUAUGUGAGAAAUAAUUCAACAGCGACAAACUGCAUUGCCUGUCAGGAAACCAACCCCAACAAUAAAACUGCAGGAAUUUCAAAAACUGCUACUGCUCUUGGUGGUAUUUGUCCUAAAUUAGAUGCACCUGAAAUGGGAUUCAAACUAAACUUUCCUGCAAGUGGCAUUAAAUUUGGCCAUGAUGUUAAUGACUCUACAGCCUUCAAGGUUGGGACAUCAUCUCAGUCUUCAACAGCAUUUUCCAGUUCUACAUUUGCAUUUUCUUCACCUAGUUCAGGUGGUGGCUUCACAUUUGGGUUGCCAGAUACAUGUAAUAAAGGUAGUCAGCAAGGAUCAGCUGCACUCUUUUUAAAAGCCUUCGCGGAACAAAAAGAAAGGGAGAGAAUCACUUCAGAUUCUGAUGGAGACCAAGUUCCAGCAUCUGAUAUUUCAAGCCAAGGUCAAGAUUUUAUUAUUGGUAAAGAUACGAGCACCUCCACCUUUGCUGAUUUAGCAAAAACUGCAGAUAAGGGAUUUCAAUUUGGCCAAAAAGAUCCUCAUUUCAAAGGUUUUGAAGGAGUGGGUCGGCAGCUGUUUGCAGCAAGAAGUAUAAAGGCUGCUUCUGUAGAUGAUGAAGAUGAUGAACUGUACAAAACUGAUGAGGGAGAUAAUAUUCAUUUUGACCCUGUGGUUCUCAUGCCUGAAAAAGUAGAUCUUAUUACUGGUGAAGAAGAUGAAACGGACCUUUAUUCACAGAGAGUUAAGCUAUUUAGGUUUGAUACAGAAAUCAGCCAGUGGAAAGAACGGGGUGUUGGAAACCUCAAAGUUCUCCAAAACAAAGCCAAUGGCCGGCUUCGAAUAAUAAUGCGUCGGGAGCAAGUUUUCAAAGUGUGUGCAAAUCAUUGGAUCACUACCACUAUGAAUCUCAAACCAUUAAUGGGCUCUGAUAGGGCUUGGAUGUGGUUGGCUAGUGACUUCUCAGAUGGUGAGGCAAAGCCAGAGCAGCUAGCUGCAAAGUUUAAGACUCCAGAGCUGGCUGAAGAUUUUAAGGACAAAUUUGAAGAAUUCCAAAGAUUACUGUUAGAUAUACCACUACAAACUCCUCAUAAACUAUUGGACAAUGGCAAGACUGCUCGACUAAUACAAAAAGCUGAAGAAAUGAAAAGUGGUUUAAAAGACCUAAAACACUUUUUGAAAGAUGAGAAAAGAAGUGUGAAAGAUGAAGGGAAUCUAAUGUUGAGUUCCAUAUCUGAAAACAGCAGCAUCUCCGCCUUAGUAAUUAAACCUCAUUCUGAAAGUACUGGACCAACGUUAGAAUGGGAUAAUUAUGAUCUACGUGAGGAAGCUUUGGAUACAAGUGUAUCUAGCACUGCAUAUGGAUCUCCUGACACUAUCAGUCCUGUGAGGAAAAAUCUUUUCCGCUUUGGUGAUUCAGCAUCUGGAUUUAACUUUAAUUUCCAGCCAAGCUUGAGUCCAUUAAAAUCUCCUAAACUGAACCAGAGUGGGUUGUCUCUAGGUACAGAUGAAGAUUCAGAAUUUGGGCCAGAGGAGGAGAAGGAUGCUCAGCAUUUUGAGCCAGUUAUUCCAUUACCUGAUUUGAUUGAUGUAUCAACAGGAGAGGAAAAUGAGCAAGUUAUCUUUUGUCACAGAGCUAAACUUUACCGCUAUGACAAAGAAAUGGGACAGUGGAAAGAAAGAGGAAUAGGGGACCUGAAAAUCUUACAAAAUUAUGAUUCCAAAAAAGUUCGGAUAGUUAUGAGAAGGGAUCAGGUGUUAAAAAUUUGUGCCAAUCACUGGCUAACACCCGACAUAAAAAUGGAGCCCAUGAAAGGAACUGAAAAAGCCUUUAUUUGGAGUGUAAUGGAUUUUGCAGAUGAUGUUGCAAAGGUGGAACAAUUAGCUGUUCGUUUCAAGCAGCAAGAAGUUGCUAGCUCUUUCAGAGACCUCUUUGAAGAAGCCAAGAAGGCUCAAGAACAAGGAACAUUAGUCACACCAUUAUCCUCAAGAGAAACUACACCAAGGGAAUCUCCUUGUUGUAAAAUUCCAGUGUCAAUGCUGGAAGAAACUAUUAAGGAAACAACAGAGCAAACAAGUACUUGUGUUUCAAGUCCCAGUAUUGCAGUCAAGUCAGCAAGUACCAGCUUGACAGAAUCACCUCCAGUAAAAUUUCUAUUUGGAUCUGAUUUGAAAUCCAUCUUCAGCAAUGAGAACGAGAGGCCUUUCACUUUUGGUAAUUCAGCAACUGGAUCCUUGUUUGGUUUCAGUUUUAAAAGCACAGAAUCUGCCUCAAGAGACCAAGUACAAAGUGACCCGUCUGCUAUUAAGAAUAAACUACAGGAUAUCACUAGUGGCGGAUUUGAUUUUCGUAAAGCAGCUGCAUCUUUGUCGAAGUGUUCAAUGGCCAGCUUGUUGUCUUCAAACUCAACAGAAUGCUUGGAAACUGCUUUUGCAACUGGGGAUAAAUCCAAACACACUCCAUUUAACAGACCACAAACUGUUGAAGAUGAAGAAGUACAAAUUGUUUUUGUAUUAACACCUACACCUGAACAAGAAAUUCUUGCGAAAGAACUGAAGCUUCCUCCAAUGUUUUUUUGCUACAAGAACAAACCUGGCUAUGUUAGUGAUGAUGAUGAAGAUGAUGAAGACUACGAAGCUGCAGUUAAAAAGCUAAAUGGAAAACUGUAUCCGGAUAAGCCACAAAAGCAAAAAACAUCUGUAGCAGGUGAAACCUUGGAAGCUGGUGGAAAACUUGAUCCAGAUGAGCCAAAGGAUCCAGAAUGUGUGCCUGCAACAGCUGAUAGUAGUCUUGAUGGGAAUCUGUACCCGGAUCAACAUGAUGAAUGGUUCCAUCCAGGUGCAUCUCAGCAACAAGUUUCCACUGAAACAGGCACAUUCUUGGAAAUUACUGAUAGCAAGAUACGGGCUGAUGACCAGAAGGAGCAAAAGUCCUGUGCAAUAGGCUCCAGUGGGGAUACUCUGGUCGAAGAUGGUGAUAAAGAUUGUAUCCUUGUGUGGGAGAAAUUGCCAACUCCUGAAGAGAGGUCGAAAGCUGAAAAAUUGUUGCUACCUUCGACCUUCUUUUGUGGUUUAAGUAGUGAUACAGAAGGAGAGAAGGAAGAUGACGACUUUGAGACUGAAAUUAGAAAGAUCAGGGAAUUUCAGAGAGGACAAGAAGGGCUGAUCAGCAGCUCCACUGAUGUCUUUGCCACAGCGCAGUUGAAUGAACAGACAAUGGUUACACCAGCUACUGGAGAAGCUGAACCAGAUUCCACAACACAUUUUGAACUAAAGGCAGAAUUUCCAGCAUCAGAUGAUGGCAGGCCCAUUGAUUUAUCGAGUAAAAAAGCUAUGGAACCUGAUUCUACCACAGCAGAGAACGGCUUAUUUAACUCGAUAGGAUUUUCUUUUGCAGAUUUGGCUGCAAAUAAUAACGCAUACACAUUUACACAAAAAGAAACCAAUUUUGUGUGGGAAAAUGCAGGCAUUCCUGUUUUUAAAUCAGCGGUGACUCGAAUUCCAGGUGAUAAUGAAGAUGAUGGUACUGAUGUAGUAUCUAGUGAAGAGAUCCACUUUGAACCAAUAGUUUCUUUACCAGAGGUUGAAACAAAAUCUGGCGAAGAAGAUGAGGAAAUUAUAUUUAAGGAAAGAUGUAAGUUGUACCGAUGGGACAGAGAUGCUUCACAGUGGAAAGAACGAGGGGUUGGAGAUCUUAAAAUUCUCUCUAACUCCCAAAAGCAAUGUUACCGUAUUCUUAUGAGGAGAGAACAGGUUUUGAAGGUCUGUGCAAAUCAUGUUAUCACUGAUGAAAUGGAGCUCAAAUUAAUGAAUACUUCAAGUAAUUCUUAUGUCUGGACUGCAGCAGAUUACACUGAUGGCGAAGCAAAAAUUGAACAACUUGCUGUCCGAUUCAAAACCCCAGAGUUGGCUGCUGUUUUCAAAAAUAAAUUUGAAGAAUGUCAAAAAGCACUUUCACAGCUCCAGAAAUCUGAAGAAUGCCAGGUUAUGUCCCAAUCAGAUGUCAACAAUCCUGCCGUUUAUUUUGAUGUAUCUGCUGGUGAGGUGAUGUUGGGAAGGAUUACCAUGGAACUGCUAGCAAAUAAAGUUCCACGAACAACUGAAAAUUUCAGAGCCCUUUGCACUGCGGAGAAGGGUUUUGGAUUUAAAAAAUCGAUAUUUCACAGGGUUAUUCCAGGAUUUGUAUGCCAGGGUGGUGAUAUCACAAAUUCUGAUGGAACUGGUGGAAAAUCUAUUUAUGGUGGUAAAUUUGAAGAUGAAAACUUUAUUUUACGACACACCUGUCCUGGUUUGUUGUCAAUGGCAAAUAGUGGCCCAGACACCAAUUCCUCGCAGUUCUUCAUCACACUGAAAGAAGUUCCACAUUUAGAUAUGAAACAUGUAGUUUUUGGCUAUGUAAAAGAAGGCAUGGAUGUUGUGAAACUAAUUGAAACGUUUGGUUCAAAAGAUGGCCAUACAAGUGACACCAUUAUGAUUACUGAUUGUGGACAAAUAUCUUAAACAGAAUACCUGGUUUUCCUCUGUGCUUAUGCACACUUGUGUAUAAGUCUAACGUUAAGGAUUCAGAAUGGUGUAAUGCUGGAUAUUGCCAUGGUGUAAAAUGUACUGGUCUAAACUUUGGAUGUCAAUUUUUUUGUUGGAUAUUGCAUGUUUCAGAAUAAACAUUUUGACAAACAUUAACAAGCAGUGGCAUCUAUCUUAAGCGUACACAUCAUGGUUUUAUAACGCUUGCAGUUUUAGUCAAACUGUAAAAGGAGCAGUGCUUUUAAACCUGGCAACUGGCAUGGAAAGAAUAUUGUCAUAUUUACCACUUUUUUGAGAAUAUAAUAUUUGAGAAUUAUUGAGAUGCAACUUGGUAAAUGCAUUCCAGUUCUAAAAGUGAAUAUUGGAGACAAAAUUAUGAGAUGUUUGCCUUGAUUUUGCAUAUUUGGUGCUGUUAAAAUUUAGUGCAGCAUUACAUUUAUUUUUCAAUUCUAAUCCUUGAAUUUUCUGAUUCACUGUUUUGAUGUCAAGAAUUAAGUUAAGCUGUCAACAUUGCAAAUACUGAUUUAAUUGUAAAAUGUAAACUCUAACAGAUUCUCUAGUAUUUGCUAAUGUUUGUGAUUGGCUCUGUAAUUUUAAAUUGGUAAAUUUAAAUUGUUAAAUCCAUAAGUUUAUACAUAUUUAUAAUAAAGGAAUAAUUCUGUAUCAACUAUAAGCAGUUUCUUCUUUUAGGUUCAAAUUCAUGCAAACUUUAAGUGUGGGGAUAUACAAACUUACAUUAAAUUUUACACUUUCUAAA